AUGGCGCGUACCAAGCAGACUGCCCGCAAGUCCACCGGUGGCAAGGCCCCCCGUAAGCAACUCGCCACCAAGGCUGCCCGCAAGUCGGCUCCCUCUGCCGGUGGUGUGAAGAAGCCGCAUCGUUACCGCCCUGGUACUGUCGCUCUUCGUGAGAUUCGUCGCUACCAGAAGAGCACUGAGCUCCUUAUUCGCAAGCUGCCCUUCCAGCGUCUUGUGCGUGAGAUUGCCCAGGACUUUAAGACCGACCUUCGCUUCCAGUCCUCUGCCGUCCUUGCUUUGCAGGAGGCUUCUGAGGCCUACCUGGUCUCCCUCUUUGAGGACACCAACCUGUGCGCCAUCCACGCUAAGCGUGUGACUAUCCAGCCCAAGGAUAUGGCUCUUGCCCGUCGUCUCCGCGGCGAGCGCAGCUAA
This is a messenger RNA of Malassezia vespertilionis, 411 nucleotides long. It is a transcript of the gene HHT2, whose product is annotated as histone H3. Gene Ontology annotation, cellular component: nucleosome. Gene Ontology annotation, molecular function: structural constituent of chromatin; protein heterodimerization activity; DNA binding. Bases 1 to 411 code for a protein of 136 amino acids. NCBI's taxonomy places the organism in Eukaryota, Fungi, Basidiomycota, Malasseziomycetes, Malasseziales, Malasseziaceae. The transcript has a single exon. The record is from RefSeq and is a predicted model, not a curated record.